Molecule: messenger RNA, 3341 nt
Organism: Drosophila innubila
Lineage: Eukaryota; Metazoa; Arthropoda; Insecta; Diptera; Drosophilidae
Product: U4/U6.U5 tri-snRNP-associated protein 1
Exons: 6
Coding region: 78-2951 (957 amino acids)
Biological process (GO): maturation of 5S rRNA; mRNA cis splicing, via spliceosome
Cellular component (GO): U4/U6 x U5 tri-snRNP complex
Source: RefSeq, a predicted model, not a curated record
CAAAACAAAAAAGAAGAAGGCGAAAACGUUUAGAAAUUUCAGUAAUUGACAAAAAAUUAUUGAUUUAAUUGCACAAAAUGGGUUCGUCGUCUGGUAAAAAGCACAAAAAGGAUAAGAAACACAGUCAUCGGUCGCGAUCACGCGAACGUACACAUCGCGGACCGGAAGAUGAGGAUGUCACUUUGGAUCUGACGGACGAUUCGUCGUCAACGCGACACAGACACCACAAGCACAAGAAACACAAGGAACACCGUCACAAGCAUCACAGGCAUAAGGAGCGCGAGCGUCCCAGCGAGGUCAUCUCCCUCGAGGAAUCGGACUCCGACAGUUCCGAUUGCGUGGAGGUGCCAGUUGAACAGGAUCCCAAAGCAAAGGGACGAGAGAGAGAGCCAGCGGCACGGGAUCGAGAACUGUUGGUCAGAGAGCGCGAGCCAGUUGCUCGUGAGCGAGAGCCACCUGCUCGUGAGAAAGAACGCGAUCAUGAAGUGUCAACACCACCACCACCGCAAAUCUCCAAGCAUGUGGAUUACGAACGUGAGCGACGGCGAGAGCGUGAAGUUGAAAGAGAACGCGAGGCACGCAAACGUGUUGCUAGAGAGCGCGAGCGUGUGCGAGGACGUUCCCGAUCUCAAUCUCCACCAGCACAGCAUCAACAACAUCAACAUUAUCAACGUUCCCAUUCGCCAAAGGCAGACAACAGCACCAAUCGCCAAAAGCGUAGCAACAGAGAACGAGAACAGGGACGUGAACCAGGACGAGAGCAUGGCCGGGAGCAAGGACGAGAGCAAGGUCGGGAGCAAGGGCGGGAACGUGAUCGCGUCCGCUCACGUAGUCACUCGCCGAUACCGGAGAAUGGUGCUGGCGAUGUGCUCUCCAUCACGGAGACUAACAAAUUGCGUGCCAAGCUUGGCCUGAAACCACUCGAAGUGGAUGCGGGACCCAGCAAAGCGACGCCAACAGCCAGUAGCAGCCACCAGGAGAGUAAGAGGUCUGGUGCCGAAAAGGAUCUCUCAUCCUACAAGGAUGAAUGGGGCGAGUUCUUACACAAGCCCGCAGAUAACAUCAAGGAGAAAAAGGAGGCAGAAAAGCUACGUGAAAAGCUUAAGCAGCGCAAGGAGAAGCGUUUCCUUGAAGAGCGUUUGGCACGCAUUCGCACAUUAGGCGAAUCAGACGAAGAGACGGAUAAUGUGAACAAAUGGGUUGAUCGCAACAAGCGUGUUGUAAAUGAGCGUGAGGAAGCGAUGCGCAAAGCCAAAGAACUAGAGGAAUUGGAUGAGGCGUUUGGUGUUGCGGAUUUAGUAGAGCAAGAAAAGCAAAAAGCGCGACAAUUGGCUUAUGGCGAUCGGAACCUAAAGGGUCUUCGCGUUGAGCACGACAUGGAUGACUUUGGUGAGGGCCGCACGGUCAUUUUAACGCUCAAGGAUCAGGAAGUGCUCAACGAAGAGGAUGGCGACACUUUGGUCAAUGUCAAUAUGCUCGACGACGAACGCUACAAAAAGAACUUGGCCAACAAAAAGCUCAAUCCCCUUAGCUAUGGCUACAAUGUCUAUGAGGAACAAUACGAUGAGCUUGGAAAUCCCAUUGAGCGUUCCAUUCUCGAGAAAUAUGAUGAAGAUCUUGAUGGAAAGCCCAAUACACGAAAAAACUUUGUAAUUGGUGAGAACGUAGAGGAAGAGCGCGAACACAGACGCAAGCUACUGGAAAUUAAAACCAAAUUAGUUGGUAAGCGAUUGGAAACCCUGCAGGAUACCCAUAUAAAAUUAGCAUCAGACACGUUCAGUGCAGAGGAGCUGGCAACGUUCAGGAAGCCAAAGAAAAAGAUUAAAAAGAAACUGCGUCCGAAGCUAAAAGCCGAGGAUUUAGAGCCAAUUGAUGAGCCUUCAAGUUCCUCAAAUUUGGGCAGUCGUCAUGGACGUUACCGUGAAGCUGACGAUGAAGAUGUUCCAAUGAAAGAUGAGCCACAAUUUAAGCUGGAAAAUGAUGACGAAGAUUUGGAGCGUGUAUUAAACAAGGCACGCAAACUAAAGCAAAAGGAGAACAUCAUCAAAAAAUCUUUGCCCUUUGAUGUGUCGUGCAUUAAGCGCGAUAUUAAGCCCGAGCCGGUGGACGAGGCCAACAGUGCUGAAGGCGUUGUUCUUAGCAGCGCCGAUGGGAACAUUGUGCUCAAUGCCACUGCAGAGUUUUGUCGCACGUUGGGCGAUAUUCCGACGUAUGGCAUGGCGGGAAAUCGUAAUGAGGACUCCAAUGAUAUGAUGGACUUUGAUAACAACGAAGCAUUGGAUGACCAUAUGGAUGCCAAUCAGGAGGAGCCAACACUUAGUCAUGGCACAUGGAAUUCGGUUAAUCCUGAUGAAGUGAUGCAACCCGCUGAUUUAGAUAAUCUGGGCGAUGAUGUUGAGGAGCGUGCCAUAUUGGAUGAGGAGCCAGAUGUGGGCGCAGGUGUGGCAAAUGCCUUACGCCUGGCCCUAUCCAAGGGUUAUCUGGAGAAGGAGGAGAAGAAUCGGCCGAGCAACACGAAAAUGGCGCAUCUGCAGGCCAAGAACUAUUCCAUUGAAGAUAAGGCAGCUGGUGAGGACGAUAAAAUUGGACGUCGCGAUCGUUUUCAUGCUGGUCCUAUUAUGGACUUUAAGGACAAAGAGACAUUUAAGCCAAAUGUUAAACUGGAUUACAUUGAUGACAAUGGACGCAUUUUGAACCUCAAAGAGGCUUUCCGCUAUCUGUCGCAUAAGUUCCACGGCAAAGGACCUGGCAAAAAUAAGAUUGAGAAGCGUCUCAAGAAAAUGGAACAAGAUGGUUUGAUGAAAACCAUGAGCUCCACGGAUACGCCGCUCUGCACGCUUACCAUGUUGCAGCAAAAGCAAAAGGAAACCAAAACGCCAUAUGUGGUGUUAAGUGGCAGCAACAAAAACACCGCUGGUGUCAGCGGCGCCUCAAUAUCAAAGUUUAAGUAAAGAAUAUGAAUUGAAUGUGUUUUCCAAUUUUCCAAUACCCAGCCACAACGAAAUGCAAUAGUUACUUCCAAAAUCACACACAACUAAAUGCUUAGUGUCAAUUUAGUCGAUAUACACAUAAGUUUAGAGUUCUGAACAACACACAAACUAAGUUCAUAUUUAUUGGAAUACAAUAUAAAAUCAACAAACUCUUUUGUAACUUCAGUUUACAGCUUAAAUGUAACAGCUAAUUACACUUUCUUUUUGUCUAAAAUUGAUUUUAUUUGAGAUUUUUUAAGUUAUUUGAAUUUUUUGGGAUUUUUAAUAUUUGUAAACCUUGUAAAACCUUUUAAAACAAUGCAGAAUUUAGGACAAAAGCAAUUAAAAAUCUUGAAUAAUUUCAUUUGGCAA